AUGGACAACACAGGGAUGCAAUCCUCGGAUCUCCCUCAUCCGCUCCAUCUCGACUCGCUGCCUGCUGUCGCCGAGAAUGCGUCCACACUGGCAGCGGCACAAGCACAGCAACAACAGCAUCAACAUGAUAUACAACAACACGUUCAAAGUGCCGAUCACACUGAUGCCCAGUCAUUACACUCUCUGCAAACCGCUGUUGGGCCAUUGGAAUCAUACACAAUCACACAACAGGACCAAAGAUCAUUUCGGGAACCAUACAACAACCUCCUCCCCCGCGAUGACCCCCAAUCUCUGCGCAUGCAGCCACAGAGCAGUUCUGACGCCGAGACCUCCAUCUUUGCAUCCAAACAAGGCGGUUAUCUCCGAGAUAUGACCUCGGUCUUGGAUCCGCCUGAUCUGGACUGGUGGAGAGAGAGAUUAUUCAACGUGGAUGAGACGGUUGUGCUAAGCGAGGAGCAAUUCUUGACUUACUUCCCACACGUGGACAACAUCUACUCGCAUCGGUCUACGCAGCAUUACAAACGCAAACCGUUCAUAUCGCAUUAUUGGGACUGCAGACUCAAAGGUCGUCCUCCGGGCACGCCCAAGUCCGACGAUCCAAACAAGAAGAAGCGGAAACGAACAGCCCGCCAACGGGAUCUAUGCGACGUCAAGAUUAAAAUCACCGAGUAUUUCCCCGGGUACGGUGCAAUGAUGGUCCCGGUAGGGACGGCCAAUGGAAGCGGGACGCCUCUUGGCCCGGACUCCCUGUCCGGCGGAGACGCGGUGUUUCCUGCGUCUGGGGAUCCGGUGCCGCGGGAUCGUCAGCCUUUUGGUGUGCUGACGCCUAAUCCGCCGUUGCCUGAGGGACAUCCUGGUGCCAAUGGGCAGCGGUUCUUUACGAUCCAACGGGUUAAUGGGAAUGGUGCUAAUGGGAAGAAUGAUGGGGUGAGCGGGGGGCAUCGGCAUACGCUAGAAGAGAGUGAUCGGGUGAAGAAGAAUAGUGUUCAGCGGUAUGUAUUGAAAGGGGCCAGAGAUAAAAAGAAGGCAACUUCGACCAGGACGAUGAGUACCCAAAACCAGCCUCUGCAGAAAACAUAUCAUACAAAAGCCACCGGCUUAGCUGCUGAGACCGUGACGAGUCAUUCUAGCGAGAAUGAGUUGAAAUUGUACGGCAGCUGCUUCUGUCCCUUCGUGCAGCGUGUAUGGAUAGCCCUGGAGGCCAAGGGCAUUCCAUAUCAGUAUCUGGAAGUAGACCCCUACCAAAAGCCCCAAUCCUUAUUGGAACUUGAAGACUUGAACACCGGCCCACCUUUGCUCCCACUAGGGGAUGCGAAACUGCGGGCCCAUUGCCGACUCUGGACGGACUUUACUAACCGCCACAUCGUGCCCAAUUUCUACCGUGUUCUUCAGGAACAGGAUGAGCAAAAGCAGAUUUCAAACGCGCAAGAACUCAGAGAUGCAUUCAAGACGCUGGUGAACGCCGCCGACCCCCAAGGGCCAUUCUUCCUCGGAGAAAACAUCUCCUUUGUGGAUGUCCAGGUGGCCCCCUGGAUUAUUCGACUGAACCGCGUUUUAAAGCCUUAUCGGGGCUGGCCGGAACCCGAAGCAGGGAGCCGGUGGGGUGCCUGGGUCAAUGCAAUUGAAGCUAAUGAGCACGUCAAGGCGACGACGAGUGAUGACGAACUCUAUCUUGACAGUUAUGAGCGAUAUGCUCAAAACCGACCCAACACUUCUCAGCUUGCGAACGCGAUUAAUUCCGGACGAGGUCUUCCUUGA
This is a messenger RNA of Aspergillus alliaceus, 1758 nucleotides long. Its product is annotated as glutathione S-transferase family protein. The transcript has 8 exons. The coding region runs from base 1 to 1758 and encodes 585 amino acids. The record is from RefSeq and is a predicted model, not a curated record. Lineage: Eukaryota; Fungi; Ascomycota; Eurotiomycetes; Eurotiales; Aspergillaceae. Gene Ontology annotation, cellular component: cytoplasm.